UAGUGUUGCGGGUGAGCUGUAUGCUUUGGUUAUAUUUCCCUACACUAAUUUUCUGUUGCUUUGUGUUCGCUCAGGUUCUGGGCGUGGCUGAAGGUGAGCUGGGCUCGAUUGUACAUGACUGUUUUUGAUUAUGCUUUACCAUUGUUUACAGCCUCUGUAUUGCAGUCAGUCUGUGCCAGAACAUCUCUCCCUGUUCCUUGGUAUUCCCCUGCGUUGACCUUCAAGUUUAGGAUCCUGAAAGGAACAAGCAAGGAGGUUGGCAGGGAAACAGCCAUCAUCUGGCCAACAGAUGGGAAAAGCACAAUAGGCCAUCUCUGAGGGGUAUACUGUCAAGCAUUUCUUAACCUUUCCUUCAAAAGGAUGGGCAACCCUGAUUUAGAGGGCCACAUCUGGUUUAUCAAAACCCCCAAAGGCCAAGCAAGUACCCCGGGCACUCUGGCUUCCUCCCACAUCCCAAAAACAUGUGUGGGUGUACCCCACCUGUCACCCGAAGAUAGCUGGGAUAGGCUCCAGCAUCCCGCGACCCUAGUGAGGAUAAGCAGUAAAGAAAAUGGAUGGAUAUACAUAUAUAUGUGCAAUGUGCAAUUAAGCCAGCCGCAGGAGUUAAGGUUAAAUAUUAUUAUUUUGAGACUCCCGCAUUUCUGCCUUGCCUCCCUGCUUCCCUGCAAUUGGGUCCACCAUGUUCUUGCCUUGCAUUCCUCGCCUUCGCCCUAACCACAUAUGUGACAGAAUCAACCGACCAGAACAGGACCCAGCGGGAAGAACAUGGCGUCACCCUGGACACCACCAAACUGCCUCCCACCGUCCUCAGCCUGCCAUCCAUACUACCCUCCUCCAGCUGAGGAAGCGACUGCAGGCCCCGUUCCGGCUCCUCGGCAGCUGCGCCAGGCUCCCGUUCCGGCUCCUUGGCAGCUGCGCCAGGCUCCCGUUCCGGCUCCUCGGCAGCUGCGCCAGGCUCCCGUUCCGGCUCCUCGGCAGCUGCGCCAGGCUCCCGUUCCGGCUCCUCUGCAGCUGCGCCAGGCUCCCGUUCCGGCUCGCCGGCUCCGGCGGCGCUCGUCCAGCGGCCGCCACCCGUCCUUGCUCCGGCGGCGCUCGUCCAGCGGCCGCCACCCGUCCUUGCUCCGGCGGCGCUCGUCCAGCGGCCGCCACCCGUCCUUGCUCCGGCGCCGUUCGUCCAGCGGCCGCCACCUGACCCCGCUCCGGCGGCAUUCGUCCAGCGGCCGCCACCCAACCCUAUUGCCUAGGCCCUGCAUUACCAUUGGGUUCGGCACCGUGGCCGUCCACCUGAAUGUCCCUGUAAAGACCCUGGUGCUUGGCUGAGCGGUUCAGGAGGUCGUCCAGGACCUCAGGUGGCCUGGAUGGCCACCAGACUGACCUGAGGGGUGGACUCUGUACCCUCCUCCAGGCCCCCUUCC
This is a messenger RNA of Phyllopteryx taeniolatus (common seadragon), 1415 nucleotides long. Its product is annotated as serine/arginine repetitive matrix protein 1-like. Bases 766 to 1320 code for a protein of 184 amino acids. Lineage: Eukaryota; Metazoa; Chordata; Actinopteri; Syngnathiformes; Syngnathidae. The record is from RefSeq and is a predicted model, not a curated record. The transcript has 6 exons.